AUGAUUGUCGGCUCCCACCCUCGUGAGGGCGACCUCGAAAUCAACGUAUGCAAGGAAAAGAAGUUGACGAAUAUGCGAUCGUCAACGGCCGAUGUGGCCAAGCGUUUGAAGGCCACCGUAACUAUGAGUCUCGAGGAAGCGCUGGCAUACAUCACGGACGACGAGCUGCUGGAGGUAACGCCGCAUAAUCUGCGCCUGCGCAAGAUGGAACUCUCCGCUUUGGACCGAAAGCGCCAUCGCCGCGACGGGUCGCGGGCCCGGGAUUAA
Geodia barretti is the source of this 267-nucleotide messenger RNA. The record is from the annotation of a GenBank genome assembly. NCBI's taxonomy places the organism in Eukaryota, Metazoa, Porifera, Demospongiae, Tetractinellida, Geodiidae.